AUGGCUGCCUUCGCCUUCUCCGCCCCCGCGCUUCGUGCGGCCGUCGUCGCGAUGCUACUGCUGCUGGCGCUGCCGACGCAGGCCUGGUGGGACAAGGGCCACAUGUCCGUCGCCGAGAUCGCGCGGCGCAAUCUCAAGCCCAAUGUGCAGGCAAAGGUGCAGGCCUGCGCCGACGUGCUCAACAAAAAUGGCCCCUUCCCCAAGAGCACCAACAUCGUCGAGCUCGGCCCCUGGGCGGACGACCUCAAGUCCAUGGGCCUCAGCACCAUGUCCAGCUGGCACUUCAUCGACACCAUCUACAACCCGCAGGACGUCAAGAUCACCAUCAACCCCGUCGACAUCGUCAACGUCGCCUCCGUCAUCCCGCUGCUCAUCAGCGCCAUCAUGAGCCCCACCGCCACCUCCGAUAUCAUCACCACCUCCGUCGCAAACCUCAUCCACUUCGUCGGCGACAUCCACAUGCCGCUGCACAGCGCCGACCUCUUCUCGCCCGAGUACCCGCUUGGCGACUUCGGCGGCAACAAGCAGACUGUCAUCGUCAACGAGACCUCCGGCACGUCCAUGAAGCUGCACGCCUUCUGGGACUCCAUGUGCGAGGGCCCGCAGGACUACUCCGUGCGCCCCCUCGACAAAGACGACUACGCCGAACUCUCCGCCUUCGUAGACAACCUUGUCACGUCGUACUCCUUCACCGAGGAGCAGAUGAUGAUGACCAACUCCACCAUCAUGGCGGCCGAGAGCUACGAGCUAGCCGUCAAGAACGUCUACCCCGGUAUCUCCAACGGCACCGUGCUGUCCGAGACGUACAAGGCCAAUGGCAAGAUCCUCGCCGCCGGCCGCGUCACGCUGGCCGGCUACCGCCUUGCCACCAUCCUCAACACCGCGCUCGCCGGCGUGUCCGUGGACACCAUUAUGAACGGCACGAAGCACAUGCAGGACGAGGUUGAGGUCACUCACACUGGUGAUACCUAUAACUACUACGCCUUCUCCGGGGUUGAGAGCGGCGCUGCCGCCGGCAUCUUCAUCUCCUCCUUCGCCAUCGGCUGCCUGCUUGCCACCGCCGUCGUGCUCGCCAUCCUCUACACGCGCCGCGGCAGCUCAAAGGACGAGAGGGCCGCCGCUGCCUCCGCGAACCACAGAAUCUGA
Messenger RNA from Leishmania mexicana MHOM/GT/2001/U1103, 1146 nucleotides. RefSeq names its product putative 3'-nucleotidase/nuclease. The transcript has a single exon. The coding region runs from base 1 to 1146 and encodes 381 amino acids. Gene Ontology annotation, biological process: DNA catabolic process. The record is from RefSeq and is a predicted model, not a curated record. Lineage: Eukaryota; Euglenozoa; Kinetoplastea; Trypanosomatida; Trypanosomatidae. Gene Ontology annotation, molecular function: nucleic acid binding; endonuclease activity.